GUAUCCCCUCGGUAUAUAUAUGUAUUACAUACAUCACAUUGGAGAACAUUUAUAAUUAAUCAACCCACCAAAGAGUGAGAGUUUACCACAAGAGCAUAUACCCAAGCAUGGUGGUCUCCAAGGCUUCUCCUCCUGUCACUUGUUCCGAUUCCACCAUUAAUCUUGAGAAGGGUGAUCCAUUGGUGUUUGGGAAAUACUGGAAGAAGAAGAGUGAUGAGUGCUCGGUGGUGAUUCAAGGGUGGGAAUUUUUGAGUUACCUGAGUGAUACCAGCAACGUGUGUUGGUACAUGUUGCCAGAACUCAAAGGUGCCAUUCAAAGGCUUCACCAUGUUGUUGGAAAUGCCGUCACCCAAGAUAAGUACAUAGUCAUUGGAACUGGAUCCACACAGCUUUUCAUGGCUGCUCUGUUUGCUCUGUCUCCUUCACAAACCCCUGAUCAUCCCAUCAAUGUGGUUUCUGCUGCUCCUCACUACUCGGAAUACAAACCAGAGAUUGAUGUUUUGCGUUCAGCAGUGGUUCAAUGGGCUGGUGAUGCUGGUGUGUAUGAUAAAAAUGAACCUUACAUAGAGGUGGUGAACUAUCCAAACAACCCUGAUGGAACAAUUCGGGGACCUGUGGUGAAAUCUGCAGCUAAAGGAAAUCUGGUUCAUGACUUAGCCUAUUAUUGGCCUCAAUACACUCCCAUUACUCAUCAGGCUGACCAUGAUGUUAUGCUCUUUACAUUCUCCAAAUGCACUGGUCAUGCCGGGUCUCGUAUCGGGUGGGCAAUUGUGAAGGACAUUGAAAUUGCAAAAAAGAUGACAAGAUUUGUGCACUUGGGCUCCCAUGGCGUGGCAAAAGAAUCCCAAGCUCGAGCUGCUAAGAUCAUGGGAGCUAUUUGUGAUGAUUACCAAAAGUUUGAGUCCAUUGAAUCUGAGCUCUUCUUUGGAUAUUGCAAAAACAUUCUCAGGGAAAGGUGGGAGAAGUUAAAGGGGGCUAUUGAGAAAAGCAAGGUCUUCACAUUGACCAAGUACCCAAGGGCUUAUUGCAACUUUGCUAAUGAAUCCUUUGAAACAUACCCUGCUUUUGCAUGGCUGAAGUGUGAGGAGGGCAUAGAAAAUGGUGAGAGCUAUAUGGGGAAAUUGAAGAUCCGUGCAAGAGGAGGACCAGGAUUCGGUGUUGGUCCAAAUUAUGUGAGGCUUACCAUGAUUGGCAUGGAUGAUGAUUUCAAUGAAUUGCUAAAGAGGUUGUCAAUGUUAAGUGCAAUUCAGAUUUCUAAUAGUAGUUAGUUAGUAUUUACAAUUGUUAUCAAUUAGUCAAUUAAUAAGAAGUCUAUAAGUGACUCUAAAUAAAUGUGUAACUUGUGAACCAAGUAAAAGAGGUAAAAUUGUAAUAAUGUGUAUUUUGUUGAAGGGAAAUGCUCUUUGUUAUAAAAGAGCAUUUCAUGAAAAGCAAGAAACAUCAAUCUUCUUCUUUGUUUUCUGCAA
Lotus japonicus is the source of this 1466-nucleotide messenger RNA. Its product is annotated as tryptophan aminotransferase-related protein 1-like. Gene Ontology annotation, molecular function: carbon-sulfur lyase activity; transaminase activity. Gene Ontology annotation, biological process: amino acid metabolic process. The transcript is spliced from 5 exons. Lineage: Eukaryota; Viridiplantae; Streptophyta; Magnoliopsida; Fabales; Fabaceae. The record is from RefSeq and is a predicted model, not a curated record. The coding region runs from base 108 to 1268 and encodes 386 amino acids.